This is a messenger RNA of Zasmidium cellare ATCC 36951, 3663 nucleotides long. Its product is annotated as glycosyltransferase family 1 protein. NCBI's taxonomy places the organism in Eukaryota, Fungi, Ascomycota, Dothideomycetes, Mycosphaerellales, Mycosphaerellaceae. The record is from RefSeq and is a predicted model, not a curated record. The transcript has 2 exons. Gene Ontology annotation, molecular function: hexosyltransferase activity; UDP-glycosyltransferase activity. Gene Ontology annotation, biological process: carbohydrate metabolic process. The coding region runs from base 1 to 3663 and encodes 1220 amino acids.
AUGGGGGCCAAACAGCGCGCGGUAGAUGGCGGCCGACCGGUGCCAGCUGGGCCCGACAGGGGUAACGUCGCCGACGCCCAGGCCGGCCACUUGACCCCGGAUGCCCCGCCGGAACCCCUCCUGCUGCGCAAUGCCGACCUUGUCACGCCCGACGGGGUGGACGACGAGCUGCCGCCCCCCGUGUACGGUGAGACGUACGGCGAGAUCCGCGACGAGAAGACCGGCACCGGCACCGCCGCCCGCGUUACUGACGACGGCCGCGUCAACAUCCGCAUCAAUCAGUUCAACCACCACCUGUCGCAGAUCUUCACGCCCGCCUUGCGCCAGCACGUCGAAACCGCCCAAGAUGCUCUGCCGCUGCCGCCGCCCUAUAUUCCCGCCGCCCUGGAGGGUCAAGGGGGAGUCCCGCCGCCGCCAUUCUUGAACGUCGUCAUCCAAGUCGUCGGCUCCCGCGGAGACGUGCAGCCCUUCGUGGCCCUGGGCAAGGUCCUGCACGAUACGUACGGCCAUCGCGUCCGUCUGGCCACGCACCCUCAUUUUCGCGACUUUGUCCUGGAGAAUGGCCUGGAGUUUUUCAGCAUCGGCGGCGACCCAGCCCGCCUGAUGGCCUUCAUGGCCAAGAACCCCAGCCUGAUGCCUGGGUUUCGCAGCAUCAUGAACGGAGACAUUGGCGAACGGAGGAAGGACGUCGCCGAGUACAUCCAAGGCUGCUGGAGAUCGUGCUACGAAUCUGGCGAUGGCAUGCAUUUCGCCAGCGCCGCGGACGACGACCUGGACCGUCGGUCUGAGCCCGAGACUGACGCCAGUCCCUUCGUCGCCGAUUGUAUCAUCGCCAACCCCCCCAGCUUUGCCCACAUCCAUUGCGCGGAGAAGCUGGGCGUCCCUCUCCACAUUAUGUUCACCAUGCCCUAUUCCCCUACCCAGUCCUUUGCCCAUCCGCUAGCCAACAUCCAGUCCUCCAACGCUGACCCUCAACUUACCAACUUUGUCAGCUACGCCAUGAUCGAGCUCCUCUCGUGGCAGUGCCUCGGCGACAUCAUCAACCGUUUCCGCAAGAAAUGUCUCGCUCUAGAUCCUAUAAGCUCAAUGUGGGCGCCCGGCAUGCUCCAGCGUCUCCGUAUCCCGCACACUUAUUGCUGGUCUCCCGCUCUGAUCCCCAAACCCAGAGAUUGGGGCGCGCACAUCUCCGUCGCCGGUUUCUACUUUCUCAAUCUGGCCUCCAACUACACCCCGGGCCCGGAGCUCCAGGCUUUCCUCGAUGCUGGCCCAACCCCCAUCUACAUUGGCUUUGGAAGCAUCGUCCUGGACGACCCGAAUGCCAUGACGAAGCUGAUCCUUAACGCCGUAAGGAAGACUGGUCAGCGUGUUCUGCUUUCACAGGGCUGGGGGGGCAUCGGCGCAAUUGAUGUCCCCGACAAUGUCUUCAUGCUCGGCAACGUCCCGCACGACUGGCUCUUCCAGCACGUCUCUUGUGUCGUCCAUCACGGCGGCGCCGGGACCACUGCGGCAGGUAUCACGGCGGGCCGACCGACGGUAGUCGUUCCCUUCUUCGGUGAUCAGCCUUUCUGGGGUGCCAUGCUUGCUCGAGCGGGUGCCGGUCCCGAUCCGAUCCCCAUUCGACAACUUACGGCAGACAAACUGGCCGACGCCAUUAACUUCUGCCUCACCCCCGCCAGCAGGGAACGCGCUGGCGAACUCGCGGUCAAGAUCGCGACCGAACGAGGCAUCGAUAGCGGUGCUCAGUCCUUCCAUCAACACCUCGAUGCCGACGGGCUCCGUUGCUCUCUUGCCCCAUAUCGCGCCGCCGUGUGGCACAUCAAGCGCACCAAGAUCAGGCUGAGCGCUUUCGCCGCUUGUACUUUGGCGAAUGCAAACCUUUUGGAUUUUCGCGACUUGCAGCUCUUUCGGCCGCGAGAGUAUUACACCGACGAAGGUCCUCUGGAUCCUAUAUCCGGAGGCUUUACGGCAUUUGCACGGGCGUUUGGUGGCAUGGCCAUGGGAAUCGCCGAUAUCCCCUCGGAGACGUGGAAAGCGUUACAGCUCCCGGCUGGGUCCAAUAGGCAGCCACAAGCAGCAGGAGCAGCAGUAGCAUCAGCAUCAUCGUCGUCACCAUUGCCAUCGUCCGCGCCCACGGUCGCGACGAAGGGCAAGGCUUCGCGAGCACAAAGCCAGGCCAGCUUGAAUAUGCCGCCAUCGAGUCUCGGCCGUAGCGGCAGGAGUGCUUCGAAUCUUUCCAAUCAGUCGCUUAGCGUAUCUAACUCCAGAUCACGUUCUGGGCCUGGUGCAGACUCUUCAAGCAGCAUUGAGCGUACCGCGAGUAGCCAAAGUCGAGUCCACAGUCGGACUGACUACGGUGUCGGCAAGAACCAAGACAUGCUGCGUCCGGCUGGCCCGCACACAAGUAAAGGCGUUGGACGCUUUGUAAGGACGCUGGUGCAGGCACCCGUAGAGAUCUCGGUGAACUGGACCAAAGGCUUCCACAACGUUCCCAAGCUCUGGGGAGACGAUACUGUGCGCCCUCAAGAACGAGUUACUGACUUCAAGACGGGUAUGUAUGCCGUCGGUCGAGAAUUUGGGUACGGCUGGUACGAUGGCGUGACCGGCUUGGUCACUCAGCCCUGGACGGGCGCGCGGGAGAAAGGGGCCGGCGGCUUCAUUACAGGGAUCGGCAAAGGGGUCGGAGGAUUCGUGGCCAAGCCGAGCGCCGCCUUCUUCGGUAUCCUCGGCCAUACUAUGAAGGGCGUCCACAAAGAAGUGCAGAAGUGGUUCGGUAGCAGUGUGCUCAACUAUAUCAUCGAUUCGCGGGCAGCGCAAGGUUACGAAGAGUGGCUGCAGAGCUCCGAGGCGGAAAUAGAAGACGUCAUCGCUCGGUGGAAGCAACUCCAAAAAGACCUGCCAAAAAAGGGCGAUCCCAAUGAGAAGGUGCGAGAGGACUGGAAAGGACCGCACAAGAUGGAGCAAAAGGGGACAGGCGAGGGCGACCACAGCAGCGCAUACACCGCGGGUGUCGCCGCGCCGGCCUACGGUGCUGGUAGCACUACCGCCACCGAUGCAUCACACCAGCGCUCGAGUGGACCGGCCGACAAUGUUUUCAUACAAUCGCUGUCAGCCGCUGAACUGAACGGAACUAUCCGACAAUCAGCCCAGGAGUACUCAGGUCGAACGGCGGAGCGAAAGGUCGAUGUGGAGAGGGCGGUUCGCAAAGACGACUCGGAGCUUCAUCGCCAACGAGAAGGGAUUGCGGAUACCCAAAAGAACCGGUCGACUUGGCGCCAGGCUGUAUCGGCUGGCAAAAGCAUCAGUGACAGCGAGUUGGGCUCGGCGUCGGAAACGGAUAUAGAUGAACCACACAGAUGGACGAGAGCAACAUCCGGAAAGUCGAUGGACAAGAUGCCCGCCGCUGGUCGCGGCUACGGUACGGUCCAUCUCGGAGGCACCACGCAACAGGAGUUUGAAGCGUCACAAGCUCGUCACCCGAGCGAGAAGACGAUGCAGGAGAAGACGGAAGAAGAAGUCGUCAUGGAGUACGUCAAGAAGCAAAGCCUCUUGGAAGCGCAGCAUUUCCGGGGAAAUGGCAAGGGCCGCGCGAGCGUGUUGACCGCGGACGAUGAUGACGAUGCAGAGUUGCAAGAGGCGCUCAAGUUAAGCAUGCAAGGGCGUUGA